Sordaria macrospora k-hell is the source of this 801-nucleotide messenger RNA. RefSeq lists its product as uncharacterized. Lineage: Eukaryota; Fungi; Ascomycota; Sordariomycetes; Sordariales; Sordariaceae. Gene Ontology annotation, molecular function: S-adenosylmethionine-dependent methyltransferase activity. The record is from RefSeq and is a predicted model, not a curated record.
AUGAGCCAAAACAUCUACGACAGUAUCCCCUUCUUUGAGUCCUACAGCAAGUACCCCCGUAUGGAAAAAGGUCUCGCCGGCGCCUCCGAAUGGCCGCUCCUCGAGACCAUGCUCCCACCGUCUCUCGUCUCCAAGACCGUCCUCGACCUCGGCUGCGGCGACGGUUGGUUCUCCCGCUGGGCUCUCGACCAAGGCGCCAAAGCUGUGUGCGCCAUGGACGUGUCCAAGAACAUGCUCAGCCGUGCCCGCGCGCUCAGUCCGCCCGACCAAUACUCGGGCAUAACCUUCCGCCAAGUCGACAUGGACAUCGAGGUGUUAUCCGAAAAACUGGAUCCCGAGGAAGAGGCGGCAUAUGACGUUGCCUUUAGCGGCCUCGCUCUGCACUACCUCGUCAACUUGGAGGCGGCUCUCCGCCAGGUGUUUAGGUCUCUGAGUCCGGGCGGCUUGUUCGUCUUUUCUGUUGAACACCCCAUCUUCACGGCUCCGCAACGGCCGGGGUUCAACAAGAAGACGGGAGCUGGAGCUGCCCAGGGCCAGCAGGACUGGCCUUUGAGUAGCUACUUUGCUGAGGGAGAACGGGAGGUGAAUUGGCUGGGUGCGCCGGUUAGGAAGCAGCAUCGUACCAUUUCUAGUUAUCUGAAGGCACUCCGUACUGUGGGUUUCGAAGUUGUUGUCGUGGAUGAAUGGGGUGUUAGUGAAGAUGAUAGCCGUAAACACCCUGACUGGCCAAACGAUGGGGGGAUUCCACGGUUUUUGCUCAUCUCUGCGAUGAAGAGGGUAGAUGCGGCGGAUAGUCUUUGA